UUACAAGAAAAGUCACAAAGAGCAAAACCUUAUCUCUCAUUGACAUUUUAUCAAACACCUUUCGUGCAUUCCUCCUCACUCAAAUCCUACUCAAAUUUCGAUCUUUUCCGUUGCAUACGUAUUCAAUAUCACUCGUAAUUAUCAACAAACCACUUUGAAUUUCACACUCAUAAGUGAUCAACCUCAGAUGGAUAGAAGUAUUGCUGACGAGCUCUACUCAGGAAUAUCGGUACCGAAAGUAGAAUUGGAUCAACCAUCAGUUCGUUGUAUUAAGCAAUCCCAUCCAGUAGAUGGUGAGGAUGAAGAGUGGUGCGGAGAUGAUCCAUCAUCUGAUCUUGAUAGGGAAUGGCAAAGAAGAAAAAACCAAUUCCAUACGAUCGGAUACCGAGAUGGACUUUUAGCGGGAAAAGAAGCUUCGGCACAACAAGGUUUCAACAUCGGCUUUAAGGAAUCGGUGCUCGUUGGAUUUAACUUGGGUCUUGUUAGAGGUGUCACUGGAGCUCUGAAUUGCCUUCCGGGUGAAUUAAGCGAAAAGAUUAUCGAAUCAUCAGAAACGAGAAAGAAGUUCCACCAGUUAUAUGAAUCGGUGAAUAAUCUAUCAACAACAGAUGCAUUGAAGGCUUUUGGUGAUGAUCUUUCAAAACGAGAAGUCAAACAGGAUGGUCAAACGGAUUGCAGUGUUCUCGAUAGCUGCUAUAGACAGCUUCAGUCUCUCGUUGUCGAGUCCCCUGCUAUCGAGGUGCAAUCAUGGGAUAAAACAAUCGAUGUUUCAUCUUCAGGCAAAAAACCUUCGCGUGAAUGAGAGUUAACGGGUUUGGAUGAGGGGAGAGAGAAAGAUGUUGUGGUCUGUGAGAGGGGAGCCAGGCAAGCUGAUGUGGAGGGAUCCUUUGAGCUCUAGCAUUUUAAAGAAAAGAUGAGUAUUAGCCUUGGUGUUAGUUAAACUUAUAAGAGUAAAUUACAAAAAUUGUCCUUAAUUUAUACUAAAUUUCAAAAGAUUGUUCUUUGUCUUUAUAAUUGAUGGGAUUCGUA
Molecule: messenger RNA, 1029 nt
Organism: Helianthus annuus (common sunflower)
Lineage: Eukaryota; Viridiplantae; Streptophyta; Magnoliopsida; Asterales; Asteraceae
Product: protein YAE1
Exons: 6
Coding region: 188-802 (204 amino acids)
Source: RefSeq, a predicted model, not a curated record